AUGUCCAGCCCCAGCCAGAACCAGAACGCUCUUCUGCUGCUGGUACAGCAGCUCCAGCAAGAGCUCCAGAACCAGCGAUCAGAGAUUACCUCCCUGCGCGACAGCGUCGCCCAGCUCCAGCUCCAGCUUCAGUCCCGCCAGCACCCGAACGACGCUCAGACGCGAGUCCGACGGCUAUCGUUUGAAGCAAAGGCUUCCUCGUGGCCAGAUAUCUCCCGCGUCACAACGCUGCAUCGCGGUCUCCGACAGUCGCUCAGGCAGAAGCUCGAGGAGUUAAACGACUCUCUCUUCAGCCUUCCGUACGAUCAGUACGUAGAGACCAUGCAGAGCGCCGAGAGGCGUUCGAAGC
Molecule: messenger RNA, 349 nt
Organism: Exserohilum turcica Et28A
Lineage: Eukaryota; Fungi; Ascomycota; Dothideomycetes; Pleosporales; Pleosporaceae
Exons: 2
Source: RefSeq, a predicted model, not a curated record